GGGGCGGAGAAUGGCGUGGCGCGGCUGCUGCUGCUCCAGCCUGGGUCACCUGAACGAGGAUAACGCCCGCUUCCUGCUGCUGGCCGCGCUCAUCAUCCUGUACAUGCUGUGCGGGGCCGCCGUGUUCUCGGCCAUCGAGCUGCCUACCGAGAGGGAAGCCAAGGAGAAGUGGGAGGAGAGGUUCGUGAACUUCAGCCAGAGGCACAACCUGAGCCGGGCAGAGCUGCAAGACUUCCUCCGGGAGUACCAAGAGGCCAGUGUGGCCGGGAUCCGGGUCGAUGACAUCAGACCUCGAUGGGAUUUUACCGGGGCCUUUUAUUUUGUGGGGACUGUGGUUUCAACAAUAGGGUUCGGCAUGACCACCCCAGCCACCGUUGGAGGAAAAAUUUUUCUGAUAUUUUAUGGCCUUAUAGGAUGUGCAGGGACCAUUUUAUUCUUUAACCUGUUCUUGGAGCGCUUGAUCACGGUCAUAGCCUACAUCAUGAAAUCCUGCCAUGAGAGACAGCUGAGGAGAAAAGGGGUCCUCCCUCAUGACAGCCGGCGAGGCUCAGGGAACUCUGAGGUGGACAGCUUGGCAGGGUGGAAGCCAUCCGUGUACUAUGUCAUGCUCAUUUUAUGUGUAGCAUCACUUAUCAUUUCCUGUUGUGCCUCUGCAAUGUACACACCAAUUGAAGGGUGGAGUUACUUUGACUCACUUUACUUUUGCUUCGUGGCCUUCAGCACUAUUGGUUUUGGUGACCUGGUCAGUAGCCAAAAUGCCCAGUAUGGAAGCCAAGGCCUUUACCGAUUUGGCAACUUUGUCUUCAUACUCAUGGGGGUUUGCUGUAUCUAUUCCUUAUUUAAUGUGAUCUCGAUUGUUAUCAAACAGUCCAUAAACUGGAUAUUAAAGAAGCUGGAUUGCAGGUGCUGCCCCAGAUGCCAAAGAAAAUUCUUUAGGUCACGGAGGAAUGUUGUGAUGCCAGGGAACGUGCGGAGCCGGCGGAACAUUUCCAUUGAGACUGAUGGCGUCAAUGAGAGCGACACAGAUGGACGCCGACUGUCUGGCGAGAUGAUCUCCAUGAAAGAUUUCUUAGCCUCCAACAAAGUGUCACUGGCCAUCAUGCAGAAACAGCUGUCAGAAACUGCCAAUGGCUACCCAAGGCAGUUGAACUCUAGUUCUAAACAUAAUGGAUUCUCUGGCGGGGUAGGAGCCCUAGCAAUUAUGAAUAACAGGCUGGCAGAGACAAGCGUGGAUAGGUAAAAAAAAAUCAGAAUGAUGGGAAACGCAUCAACAAGUAUAGAAGUAACUAGGGAAUGAAUAUCAUCAGAGAAGCAGAGCUAAAUGAGCAGAACACCUUUUGUUAGAAGGUCUCUCACUUUUGGGAGAGGGGCUGUCAGUUAAUAUCUGUUGUUCUUUGCACUACUCAGAUCUCUAUCUUCCUUUCUUCCCUUCCAUUUGCUCCCUAAACAGGUCACUGAAGGAUAAAUUUCAAACUAAAUAUAAUGUAGCCCCAACACCAAUUUUUUAUGGCCUGUUGUUCCUGUAUUUAUGUUAAGUUCAGUUUCAGGAAUAAGGAAUUGAUGGCCUUGGGAAAAAUCACCUUUCACAACACUGGACUGAAAUUUGUAUUGAACUGAUAUUUAGUUCAAAGUUGGUAUUGGGAUUUUUGUUUGUUUGUUUUUUGUACCAUUCUUUUUAGACCUGGUUUCUGAAUGUAGCCUAUCUGAAACCAAAAGAGGAACCAUUAUAAGCCUUUCUCUGCACCAUCUAUACUCUUUCACUCCUGAUUUAAGUGAGUGAAAAUCAAAUAAUUUCUCUCUAAAUCUAACUUCUCAAAACAGAUUCCAGAUUUUCAAAACAGCUUUUUCAGUAAAGCCAGAUUCUGCUGUCAGAUACAGUGGUAUAAAUCUGGAGUAAUUUCAUCAGGGUCAGUAGAAUUACUCUGCUGUUACACUGGUGUAACUAAGAGCAGAAGUUGGUCCUGAGAAUGUAAUUUAGUCUUCCGCUUAGAAGGACAUUGUCAAAAAUGGUAGAGUCAAAAUUAGACCUACUUUUGCUUUCUUAUGUGCAUUUGCAAAGUACAUUUAAUACUUGCUAAGUUUACUUUUCCUCUCAAAAUUGAAUCAAUGAAAUUUUCUUUAGAAAAAAUAUUAAAUAUGGAUAGACAGAUCUCAUGAGCAACCCUACAGUAACAAACAGGGACUGUUUCUAACACUGUGUGUACAGUGCCCCCUCCUGAUUGCAGUCAAUGAGCACUGACAUAACAUGAACAUUUAAUAAGAAUGUUUACACAAUGAACAGGUUUCAUUGCAGAAACAGAUUGCAACUUCAACAUUCCAAGGCAUUAGUACAAGUAACCAUUAGCACAAGAAAUGUAAGAAAUUAUGAAAAACACUUUUGAGAGUGUCCUUUUUUAACAUUUGUAUAAGUAUGAUACUCUUCCUGUUUUCUGGAGUUGAUAAUGAUAGGGUUUUGAUUAAGAAAAUGGAAAAUUUAUAACUCACCAUUUUGCUAAAUGAAAGGAUCUGAGUGCUCAUUAUGAACUGGCUGAAGACCUAAAUGAGAACUGUAUUAAUGGUCAGAAAAACAUGGAAACAGGAAAUUAGAUAAGUUAAUGGAUAUAGGGUGGCAUUUUGCAUUAGGCAACAGUAGAAAUAAGGGAUUAAAUUUAAAGGAGAUUGCUAAGUAAAAAAUUCUAAGCCAAAUUCUGCUUCCUGUACAUCCAUGCUAUUAAAAUCAGUGAGGGUAUGUGGAAGUAAAUGAGCAGAAUUUGGUGACAUAGGGCCUGUUCUAGUGUCUACUGAAGUCAAGGUAAUUGGAUAUAGGCUCAUAGAGUUAAACAAAGUCUUACUUGCGGUACCCAUAAUACCAUUUAGAUUAUUACAAUUUAAAGACAUUUUAAAUAUCUAAUAUACUUUUCACCAUUUAUGCAAUUUCUUUUUUUCAUUUCGUUUAUGUGGAACAAUGUAGGUGGACUGGUCUGCUUCAUUUGUGUUAGGAAUCCCUUUCAUGCUCUGGUUCUUCUCCCUCGCCAAUUGCUCUUAUGUCUGGAUUCAUAACACUGCUGGGGAAUACUUACAUACUUUAAAUAUAAAUUGAAUUUAAAAAUAUUAUGAUGACAUCUCAUAUAGGGUUUUGUAAUUCAACACUUUAAAAACAAAACCAACAUGUUGGUCCUAUGCUAUUGCACAUCACCACUGUUUAUUUAACAAUUACAUUGUAAAGAAUAGUAAGCUGUUUGUAGGAUUCCACAGCUAAAGAAUCCAAAUCCUAACC
This is a messenger RNA of Gopherus evgoodei (Goodes thornscrub tortoise), 3256 nucleotides long. It is a transcript of the gene KCNK13, whose product is annotated as potassium two pore domain channel subfamily K member 13. Gene Ontology annotation, biological process: potassium ion transmembrane transport; stabilization of membrane potential. The transcript has 2 exons. Bases 11 to 1240 code for a protein of 409 amino acids. The record is from RefSeq and is a predicted model, not a curated record. Gene Ontology annotation, cellular component: membrane. Gene Ontology annotation, molecular function: potassium ion leak channel activity. NCBI's taxonomy places the organism in Eukaryota, Metazoa, Chordata, Testudines, Testudinidae.